ACAUAAUAUGACUGCUAUACAAAUUUCAGUAGACCACUAUCAUUAUGAUCAUCCACUGAACUUUGGGUUAGAGAGGUUGUCAAGCAGGUGAAAUAUUAUUUAAAGUGCACAAAUAAAUCUGCCUCAAUACAAAAUAAAAUGAAAUGCAUUUUAGGCCCUGCCCCUUAUUGUGCUUGUGCCCUGAUGGGUGGUGUCAAGAUUAAACAACACAGCAAGUCAAUAAAAGGAGUAGACAUAGUAAUAUCACUUAAUGACUGGGCUCACUAAGGGGGGAAACAUGGGGAAAGUCAUGUGGGCAUUUUUAGAUUUCAACUUGUUCUCACUGAUGUAUUUCAUGUUGUUGUGUUCCUACUUUUCUUCUGCUGUGUCCUCCCUCCUUUCUUCCUCUUCCUGCCGGAUACAGGGCCAGUUUCAUCUAAAUGGGAUGCACAAGGCUGGAGAUGUUGUUCUAGGUGGGCUGUUUGAGAUCCACUUAUUUUCUGUCUUUCCUGACCUGUCUUUCACCUCAGAGCCACAACAGCCUACCUGCCACGGUUUUGAUUUUCUAGGAUUCAGGCAGGCUCAGACCAUGGCCUUUGCUAUUGAUGAGAUCAACAGAAACUCCGAGCUUUUACCUAAUCUGACUCUGGGAUACAGUCUUUAUGAUAACUGCAUCAAACUAAGAAUUGGAUUCCCUGCAGCCUUGUCCUUAGUCAGUGGUCAAGAGAAGCAGUUUAUAUUAGACAAGACCUGUGUAGGAACCCCCCCAGUCCUAGGGAUUGUGGGUGAUUCUACCUCUACAAGUUCUAUUGCCAUCUCCAGUGUCUUAGGUUUGUACAGAGUACCAAUGGUGAGUUAUUUUGCCACAUGUUCCUGCCUGAGUGACCGGCAAAAGUUUCCAUCCUUCUUUAGAACCAUCCCAAGUGACGCUUUCCAGGUGCGUGCUAUGAUUCAAAUUCUAAACCACUUUGGCUGGACCUGGGCAGGUCUGCUGGUCAUUGAUGAUGAUUAUGGACUCUAUGCUGCCCGAUCCUUCCAAUCUGACUUUGUUCAGUCUGGUGGAGGUUGUCUGGCCUACUUAGAGGUUUUGCCCUGGGGCAAUGACCCAGCUGAAUUAAGGAGGAUUGUGGAUGUGAUGAAGAAAUCUACAGCUCGAGUGGUCAUUGUAUUUGCACAUGAGAGUCACAUGAUUAACCUCAUCGAAGAGGUGGUGUGGCAGAAUGUGACAGGCCUGCAGUGGAUCACCAGUGAAGCUGUGAUAGCAGGUACUGUGUUCCAGACCCCCGACCUCAUGCCUUACCUGGGUGGCACACUGGGUAUCGCAAUCCAUAGAGGAGAAAUAGCAGGGCUCCAGGAUUUUCUCCUACGAAUACGUCCUGACCAACACAACAAUGACUAUGGAAAUGGCAUAGUGAAACAGUUUUGGGAAUACACAUUUCAGUGCAGAUUUACACCACCUCCAGAAGGUUGGGUGGAAGCUGGAGGAGCACUAUGCACUGGACAGGAAGAUCUAGAGAAUGUGGAGACAAAGUUCUUGGACAUUUCAAACCUCAGGCCAGAGUACAAUGUGUACAAGGCUGUGUAUGCUCUGGCAUAUGCCCUUGAUGAAAUGCUGCAGUGCAAACCAGGGAGAGGGCCUUUCAUUGGGCACAGCUGUGGUAAUUUACAAAGGCCGGAACCAUGGCAGCUUGUGUAUUACUUGGAAAAGGUCAACUUCACCACACCAUUUGGUGAUCAAGUGUCGUUUGAUGAGAAUGGUGAUGCCUUACCAAUCUAUGAUAUCAUGAACUGGCUGUGGCUCCCUGAUGGAAGAACUAAACUUCAGAAAGUGGGUGAAGUUAAGAGGUCAGCCUUCAAAGGUGAAGAACUCACAAUUGAUGAAGACAAAAUCUUCUGGAACUUUGAAUCAAAAAAGCCACCGCGGUCAGUGUGCAGCGAGAGCUGUCCUCCAGGUACUCGCAUGGCCAGAAAGAAAGGGGAACCUGUGUGCUGUUUUGACUGCAUCCCUUGUUCUGAGGGAAAGAUCAGCAAUAAGACUGACUCCACUGAGUGCAUCAGUUGUCCAGAGGGCUUCUGGUCCAGCCCCCAACGUGACCAGUGUGUUCCUAAGAAAACAGAGUUCCUCUCCUACCAUGAACCUCUGGGUAUCUGCUUGACAACUGCCUCAUUGCUGGGCACAUUUAUCUGUGUUGUAAUCCUAGGGAUCUUUAUCUCUCAUCGCAGAACACCUAUAGUGAGUUAUUUUGCCACAUGUUCCUGCCUGAGUGACCGGCAAAAGUUUCCAUCCUUCUUUAGAACCAUCCCAAGUGACGCUUUCCAGGUGGUGAGACAGAAUGUCACAGGCCUGCAGUGGAUGGCCAGUGAAGCUGGGAUAGCAGGUACUGUGUUCCAGACCCCCCACCUCAUGCCAUACCUGGUUGGCACAAUAGGCAUCGCCAUCCGUAGAGGAGAAAUAGCAGGUCUCAGGGAUUUUCUCUUGCAAAUACGUCCUGACCAACACAGCAAUGACUAUAGAAGUAGCAUGGUGGCACAGUUUUGGGAAUACACAUUUCAGUGCAGAUUUACACCACCUCCAGAAGGUUGGGUGGAAGCUGGGGGAGCACUAUGCACUGAACAGGAAGAUCUAGAGAAAGUGGAGACAAAGUUCUUGGACAUUUCAAACCUCAGGCCAGAGUAUAAUGUGUACAAGGCUGUGUAUGCUCUGGCUUAUGCCCUUGAUGAAAUGCUGCAGUGCGAACCAGGGAGAGGGCCUUUCAGUGGGCACAGCUGUGGAAAUUUGCAAGGGCUGGAACCAUGGCAGCUUGUGUAUUACUUGGAAAAGGUCAACUUUACAACACCAUUUGGUGAUCAAGUGUCAUUUGAUGAGAAUGGUGAUGCCUUACCAAUCUAUGAUAUCAUGAACUGGCUGUGGCUCCCUGAUGGAAGAACUAAACUUCAGAAAGUGGGUGAAGUUAAGAUGUCAGCCUUCAAAGGUGAAGAACUCACAAUUGAUGAAGACAAAAUCUUCUGGAACUUUGAAUCAAAAAAGCCACCCCGGUCAGUGUGCAGCGAGAGCUGUACUCCAGGAACCCGCAUGGCCAGAAAGAAAGGGGAACCUGUGUGCUGUUUUGACUGCAUCCCUUGUUCUGAGGGAAAGAUCAGCAAUAUGACUGACUCCACUGAGUGCAUCAGUUGUCCUGAGGAUUUCUGGUCCAGCUCCCAGCGUGACCAGUGUUUUCCUAAGAAAACAGAGUUCCUCUCCUACCAUGAACCCCUGGGUAUCUGCUUGACAACUGCCUCAUUGCUGGGCACAAUUAUCUGUGCUGUUGUCCUAGGGAUCUUUAUCUCUCAUCGCAGAACACCCAUAGUACGCGCCAACAAUUCAGAACUGAGUUUCCUGCUCUUGGUGUCACUUAAACUAUGUUUCCUUUGCUCACUGCUGUUUAUUGGACGUCCCAGGCUGUGGACAUGCCAGCUGAGACACGCAGCAUUUGGGAUCAGCUUUGUGCUUUGUGUCUCAUGCAUUCUGGUGAAAACUAUGGUGGUUCUGGCUGUGUUCAAGGCCUCCAAGCCAGGAGGUGGAGCCAGUCUGAAGUGGUUUGGUGCUAUGCAGCAGAGAGGGACAGUUAUUGUUCUUACUUCUAUUCAGGCAGCAAUCUGCACUGCCUGGCUUGUAUCUUCCUCACCUUCACCUCAUAAAAACACUCAAUACCACCAUGAUAAGAUAAUUUAUGAGUGUGUAGUCGGGUCCACAGUUGGUUUUGCAGUGUUAUUGGGUUAUAUCGGCUUACUGGCUACCCUCAGUUUUCUGACUGCAUUUAUAGCAAGGAAUCUUCCAGAUAGCUUCAAUGAGGCCAAACUCAUCACUUUCAGCAUGCUGAUCUUCUGUGCUGUGUGGGUGGCCUUUGUCCCUGCAUACAUCAGCUCACCAGGCAAAUAUGCAGAUGCAGUGGAGGUAUUUGCUAUCCUGGCCUCCAGUUUUGGUCUCUUGGUAUCACUGUUUGGACCCAAAUGUUACAUAAUCCUGCUGAGACCAGAGAAAAAUACAAAGAAAGCUAUAAUGGGUCGAGGCAUCCAAUCAUAA
This is a messenger RNA of Micropterus salmoides (largemouth bass), 4042 nucleotides long. Its product is annotated as extracellular calcium-sensing receptor-like. The transcript has 15 exons. NCBI's taxonomy places the organism in Eukaryota, Metazoa, Chordata, Actinopteri, Centrarchiformes, Centrarchidae. Gene Ontology annotation, biological process: G protein-coupled receptor signaling pathway. The coding region runs from base 251 to 4042 and encodes 1263 amino acids. The record is from RefSeq and is a predicted model, not a curated record. Gene Ontology annotation, molecular function: G protein-coupled receptor activity. Gene Ontology annotation, cellular component: membrane.